Molecule: messenger RNA, 1099 nt
Organism: Panonychus citri (citrus red mite)
Lineage: Eukaryota; Metazoa; Arthropoda; Arachnida; Trombidiformes; Tetranychidae
Product: DNA-binding protein RFXANK-like
Exons: 4
Coding region: 242-901 (219 amino acids)
Molecular function (GO): protein binding
Source: RefSeq, a predicted model, not a curated record
UUGACUCUCAAUUUUUUUGCUUCAACAAUCAACAUCCAAAUAGUAAAACCUUUCAACUCAAUGGAUUAGUUAAUCAUUAAUCUAAUUGAUGAAACUAUCCCCUUACUUAUGGAGAAUAAGUGAAUCUAAUAAAUCAAUCGAUUAGUUAAUAAUUUAAUCUACUCUGUGAAUUGUCUUGAAAGUAAUCGACUCGAUUGACAAGGUUCACUUUGUUUUUCAUUUAGUCUUUUGAUUGAUCAUCAUGGAAGAUCGUAGUGGGAAACAGCAAUCAACUAAUAACAAUAGUUACCAGAUGAAAUUUCUUAAAUUAAACAGAGAUGGAAGAAGUGCUUUUACUCCUUACAGGCCUUCAACUAUAUUGACGAACCUGCAACGGGGAAACAUUAAGACCCAAAGUAUUCGUGAAAUACCAGAGAGAACCGUGUUUGAAUUAGCUGCUCAAGGGGAACUUUACCUUCAUCACCUUGACGCUGGCGGAGUUGAUCAGGUCGAUGAAAAUGGUUUCACUCCGUUGAUUUGGGCUGCAGGUUAUGGACAAUUAACUACCGUCAAAAUGUUAAUCGCUGGAGGUGCUAAUCCAAAGGUUAGAGGUAAAAAUGGAGAAUCAGCUCUUUCCUUUGCAGCAACUAAUGGACAUGUUCAUGUGCUUCGUUAUUUAAUUGCUAGAGAUGUCAACGUAAAUGAAUAUGAUGAGGAAGGAAACACAGCUCUGAUGUAUGCAGCAUAUAAUAAUCAUACUUUGUGUGUUCACGAAUUGUUGAAGGCCAAAGCUGAUUUAACAAUACAAAAUUGUAAUUUAGAGACAGCAUUUAGCAUUGCGGUGAUGAGAAAAUCUAAACAAGUCCAGAUAAUUCUCGAACGUCAUGUUUUAAAUUUAUUCUCCGGAGAUCUAAUGACCUGAAGACGGAAAUUCACCACUAGAAAUCUAAUAUUUUAAAUUCAAAAGUGUUCUCAUUCUUAUGCAUAUGGUUAAUCUCAUCGUCUCAGCAAUAUUUGUGUGUUGCUUUAUUUUACUUUACAUUUUUUAAUUGCUAAUCAACUUUCAUUUGGUAAAGAAAAAAAAAGAUUUGUGUCAAUAUAAAAAUCUUGAAAUUUUCAA